Messenger RNA from Dendrobium catenatum, 1882 nucleotides. Its product is annotated as CBL-interacting protein kinase 6. The coding region runs from base 324 to 1634 and encodes 436 amino acids. Gene Ontology annotation, molecular function: protein kinase activity; ATP binding. Gene Ontology annotation, biological process: signal transduction; protein phosphorylation. The transcript has a single exon. NCBI's taxonomy places the organism in Eukaryota, Viridiplantae, Streptophyta, Magnoliopsida, Asparagales, Orchidaceae. The record is from RefSeq and is a predicted model, not a curated record.
CCGCCACGUUUUAUAAAACCCGGCCGAGGAAAAACCUGUACGCUGUUGCCUCCUUCUCAACUUCUCUUCUUCUAUACGCCACUGCUUGCAGCCGCUGCUGCAGAGCUUUUUACGGCUUCUUUCUCUCCCUCUUUCUCCACCGCGUGCCGGGGAAUGCGUCGAGAUGAGGAGAUCUGACCCCGAUCUCGCCGUCAAACGCAAGAAGCACGCUGGCCGGUCUUUCCACCGGAAGCAUGUUGAGGACGGGUAGACUCCUCCGUUUCAUCUCCUUCUUCCCUCUCUUCCCAUCCUCUUCCUCUUAAAAUCAGAAAUUCCACACCAAAAUGGAAGAUCUAUCUUCACUAUCUCCAACCACAGAAGGCCAAAACGUCCUCCGAGGCCGCUACGAACUCGGCCGUGUUCUCGGUCAGGGCAGCUUUGCCAAGGUUUACUUCGCCCGGAACCUCUGUACCGGGAAAAACGUCGCGAUGAAAGUGGUCGGAAAGGAGAAGGUCAUCAAGGUGGGCAUGACAGAGCAUGUGAAGCGCGAGAUCUCUGUUAUGAAAAUGGUUACCCACCCUAACAUCGUCGAGCUUCAUGAAGUGAUGGCAACGAUAUCCAAAAUAUAUUUCGCCAUGGAACUCGUACGCGGCGGAGAGCUCUUCUCCAAGAUCGCCAGAUCCGGCCGUCUCCGCGAGGAUGUAGCUCGUCAUUAUUUCAGGCAGCUGAUAUCGGCAGUCGAUUUCUGCCACUCGCGCGGCGUGUACCAUCGAGAUCUCAAGCCAGAGAAUCUAUUACUUGACGAUGCCGGCAACCUCAAGGUCGCCGAUUUCGGGCUCUCCGCUUUCGCCGACCAUGUACACACUGACGGCCUGCUGCACACCACCUGCGGUACUCCGGCUUACGUCGCCCCAGAGGUCAUAGGGAAGAAGGGAUACGACGGCGCGAAGGCCGAUCUUUGGUCAUGUGGAGUCAUCCUCUACGUACUUCUCGCCGGCUUCCUUCCCUUCCAGGAUGAUAACAUCUUCGCGAUGUACAAGAAGAUCCGCUGUGGUGAUUUCCGAUGCCCACCCUGGUUCUCUUCCGACGUCCGCCGUCUCAUCAUCAAGCUGCUCGACCCCAAUCCCAAAACUCGCAUCACGGUGGCCAGGCUUGUCGAAACCCCCUGGUUUAGAAAAGGCCCGAUUCCCAAAGCAGUUAUCGACUUCCCAGUGGCGUCAGCGAAGAAAGACGGCGAAGAGCCUCUGAAGCUUAAUGCGUUUCACCUGAUAUCUCUAUCUGAGGGGUUUAAUCUAUCGCCUCUAUUCGAGAGCGGUGAUUGCCGGGAGGAAGGGAUGAGGUUCGUCACCAAGGAGCCGGCGAGUGGUGUGAUAUCUAGGCUUGAGGAGUUGGCCACAAGGGCACCUGGAAGGUUUCGGGUGACUAAGAGCUCAGCAGCAGGGCUGAGGCUAGAGGGGGUGGAAAGCGGCCGUAAAGGGAGGCUUGCAGUUGCCGCCGAUAUCUUCGCGGUGGCGCCGUCCGUGCUGGUUGUUGAUGUAAAGAAAGAUGGCGGCGAUUCACUUGAGUACCGGCGGUUCUGCAGCAAUGAGCUCCGGCCAGCGCUCAAAGACAUCAUUUGGGCCUCUUCUGAAGCUCAGACUACCUCCGGCGCCUGAGCCGCCUGUGUUAUCGUCAAUUCAACUGUUCUUUCUCCAGCCUACGUACUGUACAGCGAGUAUUUGAUGAAAUAAAAGGCCUGGUGUGAGAUAUCUUAUUUGCGAGCUCCAACAAGUCUGGUGUGAUUCUGUAUCUGUCCAUUUGCUGUAUAUCGUAAGUUAUAAGUGAGUCCCUAAGUUCUAAAAAUUUGAUUUUGAUUAGAUUGUACUAUGCAUGUUAUUAAUGAAUAAUGCUUGUUUGAUUCUAA